This is a messenger RNA of Arvicanthis niloticus (Nile rat), 2623 nucleotides long. RefSeq names its product ribonuclease MRP subunit p64 (gene Rmp64). Gene Ontology annotation, biological process: positive regulation of Notch signaling pathway. The record is from RefSeq and is a predicted model, not a curated record. Gene Ontology annotation, cellular component: nucleus. Lineage: Eukaryota; Metazoa; Chordata; Mammalia; Rodentia; Muridae.
GGGGCGCUCCAGGCGGAAGGCCGGGCCUGGGUAGUGUGGCGUGAGGAUUGCUGGGAAGCUCCUGCGUUCCUGCGGGCUUUAGCUGGAACGUGAAAGCACGGCUAGUCCCGGCCUGGCGUGUGUAGCCCCUAACCCCCAGACGCCCCCUGGAUCCUGUGGAUCGGGGCUGUCACCCAAGUAGCCUGCACCGGGGCCUCGGAUCUCCGGCUUGUCUCUAAAAUUUGGAGCUCGUUUUCCCCUUACCGGGCGAGGGCGUUACUCUGGUCUCUCGGUUCUUCUUAAGGGGGGAAAAAAAUCCGGUUUUAGCAAUUUGUUUAGAAAACAAGGACUUGUAAAGAGAUGUCGGGGGUGGCAGGUCCGUGGGGUCUGUGUUGUGAAUUUUAAUUUAUUUUGUAUUAGUAUAUAUGAUGUGGAGGUGUUACCAUAUUCAUGGGAUCAGGCGAUUUGAUUUACCAGCUCCCAAAUCACCGGCGGGUUCUCGUUUGGAACGUUCUUCCCAUGAUCCUUUAGAAAAGCCUAUUGGGUGGGUGGGACGAAAAGAUGGGCCCAUGCAUAUGGCCAAGCCGAAAUGAAAUAUAAGAGGUUGAUUCUCAGUAGAAGGCGAGAACCAACUUCUGCAAGUAAUAUGUUCUACAUCUCCCACUGGACUCAAUGCUGUGCUACAACCCUCUCAGUCACCCCAAAACGUAAUAAAAUAUUUAAACCUAAAUAUUAUAAUGAGGUGGAGGUCUUUCGAAUUGUGAGGUAAUACCUGGGUACCUUAGUUUUUAAUGUGGCAAGAGCAACCAUCCUACAGCUUGAAGGAUGUUUAACCACAAGGGACAUUCAGACCAGAAGACACAGCUACCAAUAUACGCUAUGUCUGCAUUGCAGCUGCCAUUAAAGGGUGCCACCUCGUCACACAGUCACUCAAGAGCCAGACCUUGGAUGCGGAAGUUGAUGUGUUAUGCUCAGUUCUCUACAGCAAUCACAACAGACUGGGCCACCACAAGCCCCAUUUGGCCCUCAGACAGGUAGAACAGUGCUUAAAGCGUUUGAAACACAUGAAUUUGGAGGGCUCAAUUGAAGACCUGUCACAGUUGUUGUCUGCCAAUGCAACUCAGCCUGGAGCUACUGAAAACAGAGUCGUCCCCAGCCAGCCGGUGGUGGAGGUGGCCCUGAUGAAGGUUUUGGGAGGCUGCAAGCUGUUAUUGCGUUUGCUGGACUGCUGCUGCAAAGCAUUUCUAUUGACUGUGAAGCACUUAGGGCUCCAGGAGUUCAUUAUUCUGAACCUUGUGAUAGUUGGGCUGGUGAGCAGGUUAUGGGUUCUCCAUAAAGAACUUUUGAAAAGGCUGAUUUCCUUAUAUGAGCCAUUGCUUGGAUUGCAUCAGGAGAUCUCCAGGAUUCAGCCCAUGCCUUACUUCAAAGAUUUUGUUUUUCCUUCUGACAUCACUGACUUUCUAGGCCCCUCUUACCUUGAAGUCUUUAAGGGAAAGACACCUGCAGCUUUUGCUACUAAAGGAGUAACUAAGUUGCUAAAUAAACUGUUUUUAAUGCGAGAGCAACUACCAAAGACCAGCGAAGACACCUCAGAUAGACUUUCCAAACCAUCUGAACAAAUGAAAAGCAAUCCACAGAGCUGUGUGGACCUGGGACAGCCAGUGAAAGCAUGUAAGAGGACCAAGAAAGAAAAGCCAUUGGGAUUUGACGUGCGGGCUUUCUGCACAAGACUUCCAAACAAAGCUACUCAGGAGUCUAACCAGAAGUUUAAACAUUCUCAAUCCAAACUGAAGACAACGAAACUUUCCUCUCAGAAACUGAGAACUCAUUGGGCUAACAAUAUUGUGCAAAGAAUUCGAAUGACCAGGACGUUCACCCAGCUUUCUGAAGAAAUCAAAAUGGCAAUUGUGUGGUCCCGGAACAAGAAGCUCAAGGCUCAGGCCACCUAUCUGGGCAACAAACUUCUUAAGAGCAAUAGGCUUAGACAUGUGGAAUCUCAAGGUUGUAGUUUGUCGAAGAAGCUUCAGUGCAUGAAAACUUCUCUUUGCAACUGCCUUCUCAGAGGCUCUAGUAUCAGUUCUUCAAAGCAUCCUCCCAGACAAAGAAGAUCAAAGUAUAAAGUUUUAUCAAGACCAAGGAAACCGCAGAGACAGUUACAGUCAACUGGUUUAAAGGAAACCCAGCAGGUCCCUGAAGGGACUCUGAAGAAUACUAGGGACAGCAGUGCUACGAGGAGAUGCUCUGGGACAGUUCAGAGGCCAGAUGUCUGUCCUAAUGGAAAGCAGGUCUUGAGAAAACUUGCAAAGCCUGACCUAAAAACAAAGAAGAUGGGGAUCCAUGGGAAUCUUACAGGGGGCAGUGGAAAUGAAUCUAGCUUUUGGGUGAAGAGACAGAUGCACACACACAGUGCGCCAGACACUGCUAAAGAGGCAGAUGACAUUGAUGAUAUUUUUGCUUUGAUGGGAGUUUAGAUGUACUUAUGUGAAACGUCUGAACAGUUAACAAGCUGGUCCAGUGUUCUGCUACUUUAAGGGGUAUUGCUGAGAUCUGGAAACACUGCUUAGGCUGAGAGCUGCUUCUGUGCAGUAUUCCACAGGAGUGCAUUCAGUUCAAUAAACAUUCACGGCAGUGUUGGGUAAGUUAA